AUGGAUCCUGGUACCAGCACUAGCGCUGGUGGCAUCAAAAAGCAGGAAGAUUCGGACGGCGCCGACUCCAAGGGAAAUGCCAAACCUGAGGGCAAACCACCUGUCAGAACGCUCAACCGGGUGCCUCGUGCUUGCAAUGCCUGCAGAAAGCAGAAAAUGAGGUGCGAGGGGGCAGAUAAUCCCCCUUGCAGACGAUGCCGACAUGCAGGAUUGGAAUGUCUGUUCGAGAAGCCAACGAGGGAGGCAAGUCUCACGGGCGAGGCGGGCUUAGAGCGUAUACGAAGUCUCGAAGCCCAUGUUGCAGACAUCCGCCAGACGCAGACGACGAUCCAAAACACCCUGUUGGAGAUUGCGACUCAUCUUCGUGGUGGAGGGAUGCAGUUACACUCUCGGUCACCGUCAGCGUAUCCCCCCUUCACACAUCAAUCUCCUAAUUCUGUAGGAUCUCCAAGGGUAUCUACUCCCUCAACAGCGGGCCUUCACCCGCCCCAUCUCAUGCUGGACACUGCUCACUCAGCACAACCCGCGGGAUCCCACGUUGGUACUGUACACGGGCACAUGCAAGCUGCAAUGAAUACAUCGGCAGCACGCCUUAAUCGUGAUCAAUUUGCUUACCGUAGUCCUCCGCUGAGCGCAACGGGUCAUCCCACGAAUGAUUUUCAUCCUCAUCAACACCGAUCCCCCAGUAUGAUGUAUCCUUCCCCCGGCGCGAGUCAGACCCGUGGUCCACCAGGACCCAUUCUCCCCCCAUUCUCGAGCAUCGAAUCUAUGGGACCACCUGGACCGCCCAGAUCGCAGCCGACGAAUGUGUCCUCCAUUCGGCACAAUCCCCAACUUCAAGGAGCAUCAAGCUCUAAGAGAACUGCCCCCUCAUCUUCCAAUGUCACCAGUGACUCAUCGGACGUGGAAGAGGAUAAUGGCGAACUUCCAGCCUCUGGCCUCGUAGCACCGUGGGAAGUUCUGCGAGGUUUGGCCGACGUCGCUAUCGAGCGUGCCGCCAAGGAAAAUGGGGGUGAGGUGAGUGAACCUCCAAGUCGCGCCAGGACUGCUUCUCCAGACGCGCGGCAACCUCGGCCUGCGAAGCGAAGAAAGGUGCAACACAAGCACCCUCGAACGUUCCCAGAUGUUGUGACGAAGAAUAUUAUCUCCGAGCCCGAAGCACGAGAACUGUUUAGAAUUUUCUACCAUGGCUGUUCCACGUUCCUCCCUGUAUUUGAUGCUAAUGUGGACACCUACGAUGCACUUCAUGAGCGUUCGCCAUUCGCCGUUGAUUGUAUUUGUAUGGUUGCUGCGCAAGUCAGGGACGGAGGUGGCAGACCGAGUGAGAUGUUCCUAAGAUGCCAGGAGGAAGUUCAGGCCAUCUCUUGUGCUUCACUGUUCACCCCAGUCUCGCGACAGGAAGCUGUUCAGGCAAUGAUACUUGUAUCCGGUUGGUCAACCAAUGGUUGGUUGAGUGGCGGGCAUGCCGUUCGGAUGGCAAUGGAGUUGUCAAUGCACAAAGCAUGGCCUGAACUUCUUAAGCGCAUGAAGGCAAAUAAGGCCUCAACAUCAGGCAAGGAUUGUCAGCUGGUCAUCUCUGCCAGAACUUGGUUCUGUCUCUACCUAUUCGAGCACCAGAUGUCGUAUGGCACUGGGCGCCCAUCUAUCCUCAAGGAUGACGAGAGUAUCUGGCAGUGUCGGUUGCUGUUGCAACACCCACUGGCCAUUGAAGAUGAUAUGCGUCUUGUCUCGACUGUGGAGCUGAUGGCGAUAAGAGAACGAGUGCACAAUAAUCUCUCGCCGUUAUUUGAUAGGCCGGUGGACGAAAUUACAUUGAAUGUCCUCCGGGAGGCCGACAUAGAGUUUCGAAAUUGGUACGCUACUUGGGACCAGGCAUUCUCGCAAAAGUACGAAGAUGCUGCAUUUUACCGACAGAGCCUACAGAUACAGCAUCUACAUGCCGAGUUGUUCCACAAUGCAACUGCCUUGCGAGGAAUCGAUGGACCGGAUGAUGUCCAGGGGAUGCCUCCAGCGCAACGGGAACUGGCUAUCAGGUCCAUACAGAUUGGUCGCCAGAUUCUGGACAUUACGGUGAACUCCCCCGCGUACAGGGAAGGAAUGAAAUACGCUGUCCAUUACACACAUGCGACGGCCACGUUCUCUGCGUCGUUCUUGUUGCGAUUAGCGCGGCUCUUUCCGGAUCAAUGUGAUAUGCAAGAAGCUAAAUUACUAGCGGAGCAUUUGGCAGCUCUGCUAGCAGAAGUGCCCGGGAAACGUUACGCUUUGACUCUGCAACUCAUGCUGAAACGCUUGCGGAAGCGGAAGUCAGUGUCAGCGUCUCGCUCUCCUAGGAUGUCGCGCGAUCGCCAGCGGUCGCAGAGUGAUGCGAGUUAUACUUCGGACAUGAUCCCCCAGUCAGCCCCAGUGGUUCAACAGCAGCCCAUCUCACCGACAUAUGAAACGUCCUUCUCGUCGAUUCCCGGUGCAAUGGGCCAUAUGCCCACGGGUGUCCCUCAGGAAUUCACUCAAUACACGCCCAAUAUCGAAAACAUCUGGCGAGGAUUCGAGACCACCGCAAACGAGCAGCUGCCUGUUUGGCUUUCCGAUCAAACACUCGGUGGUGCAUCCUUCUCGCAGAACGGCAUUGAUGCCUUCUUGCUCCCGAACGAUUACCUUCCCGCUGCUCCUCAGAUUUGGUAA
This is a messenger RNA of Sparassis crispa, 2679 nucleotides long. RefSeq lists its product as hypothetical. Lineage: Eukaryota; Fungi; Basidiomycota; Agaricomycetes; Polyporales; Sparassidaceae. The transcript has 15 exons. The record is from RefSeq and is a predicted model, not a curated record. The coding region runs from base 1 to 2679 and encodes 892 amino acids. Gene Ontology annotation, biological process: regulation of DNA-templated transcription; DNA-templated transcription. Gene Ontology annotation, cellular component: nucleus. Gene Ontology annotation, molecular function: zinc ion binding; transcription cis-regulatory region binding; DNA-binding transcription factor activity, RNA polymerase II-specific.